Messenger RNA from Glycine soja, 1426 nucleotides. RefSeq names its product WEB family protein At1g75720-like. Lineage: Eukaryota; Viridiplantae; Streptophyta; Magnoliopsida; Fabales; Fabaceae. Bases 482 to 1105 code for a protein of 207 amino acids. The transcript has 2 exons. The record is from RefSeq and is a predicted model, not a curated record.
UAAACACCCACUGAUAUUAAUCAUUUUAUUUUUUUAAUUUUUGUAUCACAUUUCCUAUAAUGUGAACCCUGUAGGUUUCCAUAGGCUUCUCUAGUGGAAAGAAAAACGAAAGAACAGUGGGGCUCUUUAAGUUGGCUACGGGUGAAGAGUCCUUGUCUUUAGUUGUGCUAAAAAUAUAUAAAUAUUUUGGGCCAUUUAGGUCCAACACCAACAGUACCAAGACCCAAGAGCAUCCAUCCACCCACCCUCAAACAUAACAGAAUUCUAGUGAAGUGGACGCGAAGAAACGAAGCUUCCAAUCUUCAUAUGUUAUAUCUCAACCCUCUCUCCUUUGUCCAAUUCUAGUACUUAAUUCCUACUUGUAGACAAUCCAUCUCAAUCUUCUCUCUCACAUACACAUUCACUAGCAGCCAUCCUUGUUCGCUGUUUCCACUCCCAUCCCUUUUAAUUUUCUUAGCUUUAUUGUGGAAGAAACACAAACAUGAACAUGGAAGGUGGUGUCUUGCUGGUCAGAAAGGCAGAGAUAGACACAAGGGCACCAUUCCGGUCUGUCAAAGAGGCUGUCUCAUUGUUCGGUGAGAAAGUCUUAGCUGGAGAGGUUUAUGCAAGUGCAAACAAGCUCAAAAAGAGUGGAGCAAAUGAAAACGGCGUUGAUUUUUGGAGAAUUGAAAACGUUGAAGCUGAGUUAGAGGAGACGAGGGAAAACCUGCAGAGGGCAAAGGAAGAAAGCAUGGUAAUGGCCCAUUGCCUGUCUUCUCUGCAGGAAGAGCUUGAACGCACGAAGCAAGAGCUCCAACAACUGAAGCAACGGGAAACAGAGAAGCACCCGGUGGAAUCUGAAAUUGAAGAUGUCAAGUUUGUGGAGAACUUAACGACGUUUGGAGUGCAAAGUUCGAGAUUCGACCAGGAAAAUAUGGAGUUCCAAAAGAAAAGGUACGUCACGUUCGCGAAUCCGCCAUCGGUGUCUCAUCACGUGAUGCUACCGCAACACGGGGUUGAAAAGUUGGAAAGGCACCCUUCUCUCAGGAAGAAGAACAAGAAGUCGUUCAUUCCUUUGAUUGGAGGCAUUUUUUCAAGGAAAAAGGGAAGCCAAGAAAUUCCAUGAAACCAAUUUGAAUCAAACGUAAGUUCAGGGCUUUGGUUGGUUUUCCAAACAUACGCUAAGUACCAUAUAUGUUUUCGGUUUACUAAUAUGUUAAUUACCAGAAUAAUUGCCAACUGCAUUUUGUUUAGAGUUUCUUUUCUUUCUUUUUUCUCAAAAGGUAUAUUUUCUUGUCCUCUGUAACGUAACAGACUUUAAUGGCAAAUGGCCCGUACAAUGUAGUUAAACUCAGUAGCAGAGUAGCGGAAUAUGUAUGCAUGUGGAGUGUGGUUCAUGUAAUAAAGCACCAUAAUUACAAUUUCACAUUCUCAGUUUUCAUUUAGA